Molecule: messenger RNA, 13872 nt
Organism: Drosophila sulfurigaster albostrigata
Lineage: Eukaryota; Metazoa; Arthropoda; Insecta; Diptera; Drosophilidae
Gene: CadN
Product: neural-cadherin
Exons: 24
Coding region: 916-10269 (3117 amino acids)
Biological process (GO): homophilic cell-cell adhesion
Cellular component (GO): cell-cell junction; catenin complex; plasma membrane
Molecular function (GO): calcium ion binding; cadherin binding
Source: RefSeq, a predicted model, not a curated record
UUUUCGGCUGCAGCGCAACGCGUCAAUUGAUGCGCAUAUUUUCGUAUUGGAAUAAAGUGAUUGGAGUUGGAGGCAUCAUAACGCAUAAAUUACAAUUUUCACUGAAUGUGCUCCCGCUCCCGUUUUGCUUACAUUAACUAACGGCUCUCGGUGUGUCUAAAGUUAUUUUUGGAGUUUUUCGUUUUUCUCGUUUUCGUUUCAACUUCGCUUUAAAGUUACGCGUCGAGUUGGGCGUCGGGUGUUGUGCGUUUUGCAUUUGGAUUUGCAUUUUUCCCGCCCCGCAGGGGCUUCGCGAGGCAUUCACAGUUAUUUUUGCAGCCUCCCUCAGCUUCAUUUCCGCCCAGCAAGUGCAAAAUAUUUAUGUGUGCAUGUAAAGCAGAAGUAAAAUAAUAAAAGGAAGAAAAAGAGAAAGAAAUACACACUCGAAGCAUAUUUAUUUUUGGCGCGACCCUUCGCCAAUGUCCCCCGCGCUCAAGCGUUUUCGCUUUCGUUCUAUGUGUCUUCCGCUCUCUUCGCACAUGUGUUUCUAAUAAUGAAGUGUUUAUUUUCGGUUCUCGAGUGAAUUGUAUGCAUUUUGUGUGUGUGUGUGUGUAUUUUUGGUUUUUGGAUUCUUUGGGUCUCUUAUUCGCCAAGUGCAACUGCGGAUUAUCAUUGUGGAUGGGGAGAAGGACAAAUGACGCAUCGCAUUUAAUUAUGAUAGCCCGAAGCCUGCCGUCAUCAAUAAUAAUAAUAAUAAUGAAUUGAAUAACGAACACAACGCUCAUGUAUUAUUCAAGUAUAACGUGUAUAGUACACAAUUGAAACAACAACAAAUAAUAGAGAGAAGAUACAAAGUUCCAUUUACAUUUCAUAAUUACAACAAGGAGGCAGCAAACUUCCUUGGCAGCGGCAACAAACGCGUGCCACAGCCCAAAAAUGGUGGCACGACGUUGCCCGUUGGCGCCCACAGCGCGUUGCAGAAUGUUGAUGCUACUGUUGCUGCUGCAACUCAGCAACAGUCUGCUUGCAACAGCGCCAAACAGUUAUGCCGGACUCAGUGCUGAGAAUGCGGCCAGAAUGUUGGCCGGCAGUCCAGGUGAAUUAGAACAGCAACAACAACAGCAACAACAACAAUCGCAUUCGAUUGAAGGAGGAGGAGCACACAGUGAAAUGUCUCUGGUGUUGCCACACGAUACGUAUCCCGGUUUUAGCAUUAAAAAGUUCAAGACACGUCCGUUGCAUGCCACACAGAAUGGCACAGCACAGCAACAUCAUCAUGGCGCUGAGACAACAGCAGCUGCGUAUCACAUGCUGGACAGUGAUUACUCCAAAUAUUUCACAGUGCUCGACGAUGGCGUUGUGAUGACCACGGCGGACAUUUCGCCGCUGGUCAAUCGACCUGUUCAACUUGUUGUCGUGGAGCAAACACCGAAUGCCACGAAUACGCACAGCCUGCAGCUCUUUGUGAUGCAUCGCAAGGACAUGUUGCGUUUCUCCGGCUCGCUGCUCGAUGCCAGCGGCGAGGUGCGUGAAAAUCAUCCAGCCGGCACUCGAGUACGCGGUGUUCCCCUCAUGCAGGCUUUCAGCGGUUCGAUACUCGAUGAGGAGCUCGCGGAACCGAAAAAGGUGCGCUACACCAUCAUCGAUGGCAAUGUGGACGAUGCUUUUGCGUUGCAGGAGCGACGUGCCAAUCAGAAUGUGCAGUUGAAUGCCAAAUCUUUGGUGAUUGAGGGCGAUGAUGAGUCGGGAGUUUGGCUCGUUACAAAUCGUCCGCUUGAUCGCGAGGAGCGUGCUCACUAUGAUCUCUCGGUGGAGGCAUCCGAUGUGGAUGGUGUGGACAAAACUGUGUCGAAAAUACAAAUCACAGUGCUCGAUGAGAAUGACAAUCGUCCCAUUUUCAAGUCACAGGAUUACAAAUUUGCCAUUGCCGGUCAGAAGGCAUCGAGCAUGGAGAGCAACAAUAGCAUCACAUGGCAACGAUUCGCGAUACUCGGCAAAGUGGAGGCCACCGAUGCGGAUGGUGAUAAGAUCGCGUAUCGCUUGAAGUCGCCCAGCAAUGUGGUCAUCAUUGUGCCACAGACAGGUGAACUAAUGCUAGCCGGCGAACCCACAUCGAAUGAGCUGCUCCUCGAGGUGAUUGCCCACGAUCUGCGAUACCCCAGCCUGCUCAGUGCUCAGCCAGCGAAGGUUCUACUCGAAUUUCUGGCCCCCGAGCCGGUGUCGUUUAUCAUGCAGCAUCUGGAGCACGAUGCGGUCAAUGCGCAUUCGCAUCAUCGAGAGAAGCGUCGCGUGACCCGCGCCGUCCGACCAACGAAGCGGAUUGAGUUCACCGAGGCCGAUGGCGAUACCGAGGGCAAAUCGGUGUUCCAGCUGGAGAAGGAGACGGACAAGGAGACGUUCAAGAUACGCGACGAUAAUCCCUGGGUGACGGUCGAAACAAAUGGCGCGGUCCGUGUGAAAAAGAAGUGGGACUAUGAGGAGCUCGGUCCCGAUAAGACUAUCGAUUUUUGGGUCAUCAUCACGAACAUGGGACACAACGCUGGCAUCAAGUACACGGACAACCAGCGUGUCAUUAUCCUGGUGAAGGAUGUGAACGAUGAGCCGCCCUACUUCAUCAAUCGUCCUCUGCCCAUGCAAGCUGUGGUCCAACUAAAUGCGCCACCCAAUACGCCAGUGUUCACGUUGCAAGCACGCGAUCCCGACACCGAUCAUAAUAUACAUUAUUUCAUUGUGCGCGAUCGCACUGGCGGACGCUUUGAGGUCGAUGAGCGAUCCGGUGUGGUGCGUACUCGGGGCACAGAUCUCUUCCAGCUGGACAUGGAAUAUGUGCUGUAUGUAAAAGCAGAGGAUCAGAAUGGCAAGGUGGACGAUCGUCGGUUCCAGAGCACGCCCGAAGAGCGUCUGUCGAUUGUGGGCGGCAAGCGAGCGCCGCAGUUCUAUAUGCCCAGCUACGAAGCUGAGAUACCAGAGAAUCAGAAAAAGGACUCCGACAUCAUUUCGGUUAAGGCCAAGUCUUUUGCAGACCGUGAAAUACGCUAUACAUUGAAGGCACAGGGACAGGGCGCUGGCACUUUCAAUAUUGGACCCUCGUCGGGCAUUGUCAAACUGGCCAAGGAGCUGGACUUUGAGGACCUGCGACAACCGCACGUUUACUCACUGAUUGUGACAGCCACCGAGGAUUCCGGCGGUUUCUCCACAUCCGUCGAGCUAACCAUACGUGUCACGGAUGUGAAUGACAAUGCGCCCAAGUUCGAGCUGCCCGAUUAUCAGGCACACAAUGUCGAUGAGGAUAUUCCUCUGGGCACCAGCAUAUUGCGUGUCAAAGCCAUGGACGCGGAUUCGGGCGCCAAUGCUGAGAUCGAAUACCUAGUUUCGGAUGAUCAUUUCGCUGUCGACUCGAAUGGCAUUAUUGUGAACAACAAACAGCUUGAUGCUGACAAUAAUAAUGCCUACUAUGAGUUUAUUGUCACCGCCAAGGAUAAAGGUGAACCGGCCAAGUCAGGCACUGCCACAGUGCGUGUCUAUACCAAGAACAAGAACGAUGAGGAACCCAAGUUCUCGCAACAAGUCUACACCCCGAAUGUCGAUGAAAAUGCCGGUCCGAAUACUUUGGUCACCACUGUUGUGGCCUCCGAUAAGGAUGGUGAUAAUGUGCGCUUUGGUUUCGUCGGUGGCGGCACUUCGUCGGGUCAAUUUGUCAUCGAAGACAUCACGGGUGUCAUCCGGUUGCAUAACAAAGCCAUUUCACUCGAUCGCGACAAGUACGAACUGAAUGUCACGGCCAUGGAUGAUGGAUCCUGUUGUGUGAAUGGUGAUCAAACUAUUCACACUUCAACUGCUGUUGUGGUGGUCUUCAUCACGGAUGUUAACGACAAUAAGCCAGUGUUUAAGGAUUGCGGCACCUAUUAUCCCAAGGUGGAGGAAGGAGCGCCCAAUGGCAGCCCAGUCAUUAAAGUUGUGGCCACCGAUGAGGACAAAGGCGUCAAUGGACAGGUUAAAUACUCGAUUGUGCAGCAACCGAAUCAGAAGGGCACCAAAUUCACCGUCGACGAGGAAACCGGCGAAGUGUCCACCAACAAAGUGUUUGAUCGCGAAGGAGACGAUGGCAAAUUUGUCUCAGUUACGGUAAAGGCAACCGAUCAAGGUGAUCCCAGUCUCGAAGGUGUUUGCUCUUUCACUGUUGAAAUCACCGAUGUCAACGAUAAUCCGCCACUCUUCGAUCGUCAAAAAUAUGUGGAAAAUGUGAAACAAGAUGCCAGUAUUGGCACAAAUAUUCUGCGUGUCUCCGCCUCCGAUGAGGAUGCUGAUAAUAAUGGUGCCAUUGUCUAUAGCCUGAGUGCUCCCUUCAAUCCCAAUGAUCUGGAAUACUUUGACAUACAAGCCGAAUCGGGUUGGAUUGUGCUGAAGAAGCCGCUUGACGGUUGUUAUCCUCGCGAUCGUUAUCGCCUGCGCGUGCGCGCCUCGGAUCGCGGUGAUCCGCCCUCUUAUGCAGAUGUCGAUGUUGAGUUAGAGGUCGUCGAUCGCAAUAAUAAGCCGCCCAUUUGGGAUAAGUCCAUUUAUGGGCCGAUCCAUUUGUCUGAGAAUGUCACUGUGGGUACGGUUGUAACAUCGGUUAAGGCAAGUUCGGGCAUUGAAGGCAAUCCGACGGUGUUCUAUAGAUUAAUGCCGGGGUCAACGGCGCAAACGAACAAAUUCCAUACGUUCUAUUUGCAACAAAGACCGGACAAUGGCGACACUUGGGCCGACAUAAAGGUGAAUCAUCCGCUGGACUAUGAGAGCAUUAAGGAAUACAAUCUAACCAUACGUGUGGAGAACAAUGGCGCCCAGCAAUUGGCAUCGGAAGCGACCGUUUACAUAAUGCUCGAGGAUGUUAAUGACGAAAUACCGUUAUUCACGGAACGCGAACAGGAAACGGUGCUCGAGGGCGAACCGAUUGGCACGAAAGUGACACAAGUCAAUGCCAUCGACAAGGAUGGUACAUUCCCAAAUAAUCAGGUUUACUACUACAUCGUGGACUCGCCACGUAACGAGGGCAAAGAAUUUUUUGAAAUUAAUUUGCAAAGCGGCGAGAUCUUCACCAAAACCGUAUUCGACAGAGAGAAGAAGGGCGCCUACGCCCUCGAAGUGGAGGCUCGCGACGGUGCGCCCUCAGCACGACCCAACAGCAAUGGACCCAAUUCAGUCACAAAAUUCAUACGCAUUGGCAUCGCCGAUAAGAACGAUAAUCCGCCCUAUUUCGACAAAUCGCUGUACGAGGCGGAAGUGGAUGAGAACGAGGACAUACAGCACACAGUGUUAACAGUGACAGCCAAGGAUCACGAUGAGUCCUCACGUAUUCGCUAUGAAAUCACCAGCGGCAACAUUGGCGGCGCUUUUGCGGUUAAAAAUAUGACGGGUGCCAUUUAUGUGGCCGGCGCUUUGGACUACGAGACGCGACGCAGGUAUGAGCUGCGUCUGGCCGCCUCCGAUAACUUGAAGGAGAACUACACAACUGUCAUAAUACACGUUAAGGAUGUCAAUGACAAUCCCCCAGUGUUUGAGAGGCCCACUUAUCGCACUCAAAUCACCGAAGAGGACGAUCGCAAUUUGCCCAAACGUGUGCUCCAGGUUACGGCAACGGAUGGCGAUAAGGAUCGCCCACAGAACAUUGUCUAUUUCCUUACCGGCCAAGGCAUUGAUCCAGAUAAUCCAGCGAACAGUAAAUUCGACAUAAAUCGCACCACGGGCGAGAUAUUUGUGCUUAAGCCCUUGGAUCGUGAUCAACCCAAUGGACGGCCACAGUGGCGCUUCACAGUCUUUGCCCAGGAUGAGGGCGGCGAAGGUUUGGUCGGCUAUGCGGAUGUCCAGGUCAAUCUGAAGGACAUCAACGACAAUGCGCCCAUUUUCCCGCAAGGCGUUUACUUUGGCAACGUCACCGAAAACGGCACCGCCGGCAUGGUUGUGAUGACCAUGACGGCCGUCGACUACGAUGAUCCCAACGAGGGCUCGAAUGCCCGUUUAGUCUAUUCCAUCGAAAAGAAUGUGAUUGAGGAAGAGACGGGUUCGCCCAUCUUUGAAAUUGAACCGGAUACGGGUGUGAUUAAGACCGCUGUGUGUUGUUUGGAUCGCGAGCGUACGCCGGAUUAUUCGAUACAGGUCGUUGCGAUGGAUGGCGGGGGGUUAAAGGGCACGGGCACGGCGUCUAUACGUGUCAAGGAUAUUAAUGACAUGCCGCCGCAGUUCACCAAGGACGAAUGGUUCACCGAGGUGGAUGAAACCGAUGGCACCGCCCUGCCCGAAAUGCCCAUACUCACGGUCACCGUGCACGACGAGGACGAGACGAACAAGUUCCAGUACAAGGUGAUCGAUAACAGCGGCUAUGGCGCCGAUAAAUUCACCAUGGUGCGCAAUAAUGACGGCACCGGUUCCCUCAAGAUUGUCCAGCCUCUGGACUAUGAGGAUCAGCUGCAGAGCAAUGGCUUCCGUUUCCGCAUACAGGUGAAUGAUAAGGGCGAGGACAACGACAAUGAUAAGUACCAUGUGGCAUACUCUUGGGUUGUGGUCAAGUUGCGUGAUAUCAACGACAACAAGCCGCACUUUGAACGCGCCAAUGUUGAGGUCUCGGUGUUUGAGGACACCAAGGUGGGCACCGAACUGGAGAAGUUCAAGGCCACCGAUCCGGAUCAGGGUGGCAAGAGUAAGGUCUCCUACUCUAUUGAUCGCUCCUCGGAUCGUCAGCGUCAGUUUGCCAUCAAUCAGAAUGGUUCUGUGACCAUUCAACGUUCACUCGAUCGCGAAGUUGUGCCACGUCAUCAAGUCAAGAUCUUGGCCAUUGACGAUGGCUCCCCGCCGAAAACAGCCACAGCGACGCUCACUGUAAUUGUGCAGGACAUCAACGAUAAUGCGCCCAAGUUCCUGAAGGACUACAGACCCGUGCUGCCGGAACAUGUGCCACCACGCAAGGUUGUCGAGAUCCUGGCCACCGAUGACGACGAUCGCUCCAAGAGCAAUGGACCUCCAUUCCAGUUCCGUCUGGAUCCCAGUGCUGAUGAUAUUAUUCGUGCAUCCUUCAAGGUUGAACAGGAUCAAAAGGGCGCCAACGGCGAUGGCAUGGCUGUGAUCUCUUCACUGCGCUCCUUCGAUCGUGAACAGCAAAAGGAGUACAUGAUACCCAUUGUGAUCAAGGAUCACGGCUCACCGGCGAUGACAGGCACCAGCACACUCACCGUCAUCAUUGGUGAUGUGAACGACAACAAAAUGCAGCCGGGCUCAAAGGACAUCUUCGUUUACAAUUACCAGGGACAAUCGCCCGAUACGCCCAUUGGCCGUGUGUAUGUCUACGAUUUGGAUGACUGGGAUUUGCCCGACAAGCGAUUCUACUGGGAAGGCCUCGAGAAUCCGCGCUUCAAGCUCGACGAAGAAUCCGGAAUGGUGACGAUGCGAGCGGGCACACGCGAAGGACGCUACCAUCUGCGCUUCAAGGUCUACGAUCGGAAGCACACACAGACCGAUGUACCAGCGAAUGUGACCGUCAUAGUGCGUGAGAUUCCCCACGAAGCAGUCAUCAACUCGGGUUCAGUGCGUCUCUCGGGCAUCUCCGAUGAGGACUUUAUACGCGUGUGGAAUUAUCGCACCCAGAGCUUGAGUCGCUCGAAGCUGGAUCGUUUCAGAGACAAGUUGGCGGAUCUGUUGAAUACGGAACGUGAGAAUGUGGACAUCUUUAGUGUGCAGCUCAAGCGUCGCAAUCCCCCGCUGACCGAUGUGCGAUUCUCGGCUCAUGGUUCGCCCUACUACAAACCCGUGAGGUUGAAUGGUAUUGUGCUGAUGCAUCGCGAGGAGAUCGAAAAGGAUGUGGGCAUAAAUAUCACAAUGGUUGGCAUCGAUGAGUGUUUGUAUGAGAAUCAAAUGUGCGAAGGCAGCUGCACCAAUUCCCUGGAGAUUAGCUCGCUGCCCUACAUGGUGAAUGCCAACAAGACGGCGCUCGUUGGAGUUCGUGUUGAUACCUUGGCAGAUUGCACUUGCGGUGCACGCAACUUCACCAAGCCCGAGUCUUGCCGCACCACGCCUUGCCACAAUGGCGGACGCUGUGUGGACACACGCUUCGGUCCGCAUUGCUCUUGCCCCGUCGGCUACACGGGACCACGUUGCCAGCAGACGACGCGCAGCUUCCGCGGCAAUGGUUGGGCUUGGUAUCCGCCCCUGGAGAUGUGCGACGAGUCGCAUUUGAGCCUGGAGUUCAUUACACGCAAACCAGAUGGAUUGAUCAUCUAUAACGGACCCAUUGUGCCGCCUGAACGUGAUGAGAUGCUCAUCUCGGACUUUAUUGCACUCGAAUUGGAGCGUGGCUAUCCACGUUUGCUCAUUGACUUUGGCUCUGGCACUUUGGAGUUGCGUGUGAAGACAAAGAAGACGCUCGAUGAUGGCGAAUGGCAUCGCAUUGAUUUGUUCUGGGACACGGAGAAUGUGCGCAUGGUUGUCGACUUUUGCAAGUCAGCUGAGAUCAGUGAAAUGGAGGAUGGCACGCCACCCGAAUUUGAUGACAUGUCAUGCCAGGCACGAGGACAAAUACCGCCCUUCAACGAGUACUUGAAUGUGAAUGCCCCGCUGCAAGUGGGCGGCUUGUAUCGCGAGCAAUUCGAUCAGUCGCUGUACUUCUGGCAUUACAUGCCCACGGCCAAGGGUUUCGAUGGCUGCAUUCGCAAUCUGGUGCACAACUCCAAGCUCUACGAUCUGGCGCAUCCGGGACUCUCGCGCAACAGCGUCGCGGGUUGCCCCCAAACCGAGGAGGUCUGCGCUCAGACUGAAGCCACCGCACGAUGCUGGGAACAUGGCAAUUGCGUGGGUUCCUUAUCCGAGGCGCGUUGCCAUUGUCGUCCGGGUUGGACGGGUCCUGCCUGCAACAUUCCCACGGUGCCGACGACCUUCAAGGCGCAGAGUUAUGUGAAGUAUGCGCUGAGCUUUGAGCCCGAUCGCUUUAGCACUCAGGUGCAGCUGCGCUUUAGAACGCGCGAGGAGCACGGUGAAUUAUUCCGAGUUAGCGAUCAGCAUAAUCGAGAGUACGGCAUCCUGGAGAUCAAGGAUGCGCGUCUGCAUUUCCGUUACAAUCUGAACUCGCUGCGCACCGAGGAGAAGGAUCUGUGGCUCAAUUCGGUGGCCGUCAACGAUGGCCAGUGGCAUGUGGUGCGCAUCAAUCGCUAUGGCUCGGCAGCCACUCUCGAGUUGGAUGGCGGCGAAGGAAGACGUUACAACGAGACCUUUGAGUUUGUGGGCCACCAAUGGCUGCUGGUAGACAAGCAGGAGGGUGUCUAUGCCGGUGGCAAAGCGGAGUACACGGGUGUGCGCACCUUUGAGGUGUACGCCGACUACCAGAAGAGUUGUCUCGACGACAUACGUCUUGAGGGCAAGCACUUGCCUUUACCUCCGGCCAUGAAUGGCACGCAAUGGGGUCAAGCGACCAUGGCGCGUAAUCUGGAAAAGGGUUGUCCAUCGAACAAACCCUGCUCGAAUGUCAUUUGCCCCGAUCCCUUCGAAUGCGUUGAUCUCUGGAAUGUCUACGAGUGCACUUGCGGCGAGGGACGCAUCAUGUCGCCCGAUUCAAAGGGUUGCAUGGAUCGCAACGAGUGCCUCGACAUGCCCUGCAUGAACGGUGCCACAUGCAUCAAUCUAGAGCCGAGACUGCGCUAUCGCUGCAUUUGCCCCGACGGCUUCUGGGGCGAGAGCUGUGAGCUGGUUCAGGAGGGUCAGACCCUUAAGCUGAGCAUGGGCGCUCUGGCUGCCAUUCUCGUUUGCCUGCUGAUCAUACUGAUACUCGUACUCGUAUUUGUGGUCUACAAUCGACGUCGAGAGGCGCACAUCAAAUAUCCCGGACCCGAUGACGAUGUACGCGAGAAUAUCAUCAACUAUGAUGAUGAGGGCGGCGGCGAGGAUGACAUGACCGCCUUCGAUAUCACUCCAUUGCAGAUACCCAUCGGUGGUCCAAUGCCCCCUGAGCUGGCGCCUAUGAAAAUGCCAAUUAUGUAUCCCGUGAUGACACUCAUGCCUGGCCAGGAGCCCAAUGUGGGCAUGUUCAUCGAGGAGCAUAAAAAGCGCGCCGAUGGCGAUCCAAAUGCCCCGCCCUUCGAUGAUUUGCGUAAUUAUGCAUACGAAGGCGGCGGCAGCACAGCCGGUUCACUCAGCUCACUGGCCUCAGGCACUGAUGAUGAGCAACAGGAAUACGAUUAUCUAGGCGCUUGGGGGCCUCGAUUCGAUAAGCUGGCCAAUAUGUAUGGCCCCGAGGCGCCUAAUCCUCAUAGUACCGAGCUCGAGUUGUAAGUUUCCACGUGAGAAGCGGGAUUGAGGAUCACACAGAUGAGUAGCCACAAAAAAAAAAGUUGCAUUUAAAAUGAGGAUAUAGGGCAUAGAACAGUAAAAAUGCGUAACAGAAAUUCCCCCAGCUGACUUACACACAAAGAAGCGCAACCAAAGAAGCAUCCAGCUAUCGUUGGCAAAAACUAAGUUAAUUCUCAAACAAAACAAAACUUCGUAAAAAACAAAACAAAAAGAAAAAGAGGAAUAGAAAUCUUCAACACACAUGAGACGUAAAAUGACAUUUGUAUAAAUACUUCAUCAGCAUUUAAAUUUAAACAAUUAUUAUAAUUAAUUUAUUAAGUGCGUGAACGCAGCAAAAUUCAAAAUGCGUUUCGUCGUACCGUGAAUUGAGAUUUAGGCAGAGCAAAUGGAUGAGAGAGCAUACCAAAGUUAGUUUAGGCAAGUGUGUAUGAAGAAUUUCUAGCUAUAAUUUCGUGUGUUUUGUGCGAAAGCGAUGCAAGAUGAACAUUUAAUUAUACAUAUAUAUUCGAAUUCUAUUUGUUGUGCAUAUUAAUUUGUAGAUUAUUGUAAUUAUUAUUUGAUACUCGAUACGUUUAGGUUUUACAUAUUAAGUUAUUGAUUUCCGUUUGGCUUCCAUGCAAGUCAUUUUAGGUCACGAGGCCAAACGAAAUUCUCUCUCGAUACGAUUUAGUUUUAACAUUCAUUUUGAUAUUAAUGAAUUUACUUAAAAACGAGUAUUAGAUUGUGUUGACUUACAAUUAAUUUCUAAGAUUUACAAAUACAGAAAAACAAAUAUAUAAUUAAACAACUUUAUAUAAAAUGAAUACCCAAAGACUGUUUUCGUUCCAUCAUAACACGUACAUAUAUACAUGCAAAAAAAACAAAAACAUAAUUAAAUAUACAUACUAUAUAAAUAAAUUAACAAUUUUUAACUGACAUUACAAGGGGCGUUUAGUGUGUGUCCGCCAUAUUUGAGUGUAUCACUAAAGAUUUACAACUAAAACACAAAAGAAGCAGAACAAAAAUGCGGGAAACUAGACGGAAACUGUUUCUUUCAGACAACAAAAAAGAUAGAAAACUUACAGGUCUCUGUUUCCAGCUCCAAGCACGUAACAAUUUCGCGAGAAUUUAUUGAAAUGUUUGUGGAAUUGUCCCGAAAUUCAAAUGCGAGAGCAGUCCUUUUAAAGAAAAGAAAACAAAACAAAAAGAUACUCCUACAAAUGAUAUUCUAAAACAAAAUUAAGCUAAAUCUCUAUACACACACACUGGAAAAAAAUGAAGAUGAAAAUCUGACUAGCAGCUGCUAGUGGGUAAAAUGAUAAAAACAAAACAAAAAAAAUGAGAGAAUUACCUUUAGAUGAACUUAGCGCAAUUGAUAUAAUUAAAUGGAAUACUUCAAAAGAGAAAAACAAAAAAGAAAACGUGAAAGAAAUCAUUAAACUUAUAUGAUAAAGACAAGUAUUUUACAUUGUAUAUAUUAUUAGUAUUAGCACGUAAAGCAAGUAAUUAAAGCAAACGAAAUUGGUAGCAGAACCUAAAAAGUCUUAUUAAGUCAUUUAAACUAGAGUCGAGAUAAAACGAAAAUGAAAAUGAAAAUUAAACAAAAGAAAACAGAUGACAGCAUUCAAACCACAUUUCAUAUAAAUAUAAAUAUAUAUGAAUAUGAAUAUGAAUAUGAAUACUACUCGUACAAAACAAAAACAAAACCAACUGCAUUUAAAUAACCUUUUUCCACACGACAAAAUACAAAUACAGAAAAAGAAACAGAAACUGAAACUGAAAUAAAAACAAGUUCAACAGAGAAAGAAUGAGAAACUACUGCAAAACUGUUAUUGGGCUAGUUUAUAUAUAUAGUACAUAUAUAUAUAUUUUUUUUUGUGUUGCAGCAAUUUUUAGAGGCCGUGCAAUAAAGAUUCGCCUGGCAUACAUUUUUUUGUUUUAGGCGGGAGAAAGAAAGAGAGAGAGAGAGAGAGAAGAGCGAGAUGCCAAAACCAAAUCCACAAGUUGAGCCACAGUUAUGAGUGCAAUUUAAAAUAAUAACCAAAAUGUUUAUUGUUUCAUUUGUUGCAUACAUCGUACGUACACACACAUAGAGAUACAGUUACAGAUAUAGAUCCACACACACACAACAGUAUAUUUACAAUGAUGUUCCACAUUUCACUUUCACAACAUAAAAGUUUUUUUUUUCGUUCAUUCUCAAUAAAGCUGAAGCAAGUGUGUGUUUCAACUAAAAUAGUUUGCUAAAGUGCAAAGCGGAGCAUCUCAGUUGAUUUCUCCGUUGAUUUUAUGUGUUUUCAUUCAAUAUUUCAUCUUUUCUAUUUUUGUGCAUUAAAAAGUCAGCCAAGUUUAGCAAUUUUAAAUGAAAUCGUUAGUGCAGAAGAAGCAGCAUGAGCAGCAGCAACAACAAACAGAACAUAAAGUGAAAUAGACUAUACAUAAAUAAAAUCAUAGAGUUUUCCAGGCAAAAGCCAAUUAAGUUUUUUUUUGUGUUCCCCCUCCUUACCCUUGUCCAUUUUGUAGGCAGGUACGCAGCUUUCAUUAGAUCGAAAAGUAAAGAAAAAGCAAAAAAUAAAAACAUAAAAAAAAUUAACCUAAAGAGAAACUACAACAAAAGAGUUGAUUAUUGAAAAGUGCAAAGAUUUUAACGUAAUUGUUAAACCAUACAGCGAAAAGAAUAUUUAAAUGGUAGAGAAGAUGAUGAUGAUGAAGAGAAUACUAAUAAUAAAUGCAUUUUUGCUGUACUUGUUUUUUGAUGAAUUCAUAAAAAGAGAGAAAACAUUUUAAAGCACAUUUACUGUUACAAAUUUGAUAUACACAAAAUACACUACGAACGAGUAAACUCGAGAUAAAUGCGAGAGAAUUUUUAUUCUAUAUUGAUUGCGUGCAAUUCAUUUCGAGAUGCUUUUAAAGAUCAGUACAGCAAUUAAAAAAAAAAAUACUAAAACACUGCCAAUUGAUCAUUUGAUUUCAGAAAAAGACUUUAAAGCAAAUUCAUCGAAUCUUAAGUUCAGAUUUAAAAGCUUCUUUGCCAGCUUUUUGUCGGUAUUAUGUUCUAUGUAUAGGCCGAUUAUUCGUACUUAAAAGUUGACUUUCCAAGCUACACAAAUAGUUACAGUACGGAUAUAUUUUAUAUUUACAAUACAGCAGCACAUAAAGGAGAAGAAGAGAAAGAAAAGAAAAAUAGAGAAAACCAGAUAUUAGAAAGGCAAACAAAUUAUAUACUCAUUUAUACACAUAUUUGUUAUAUAUUUUGUAACGUAAGUUAGAGGCAUAUACGAGUACAUAAACAUAAACUAUAAAUAAAUAAUGCACACACACACACACACACACGUCAUAUAACAUACAAACAGACAUACACUCAUACACACAUACACUGACAUGAUACUAUUUGAUAACUAUGUAUUUAUAAUGUAUGCAUUUUUUACCAAAACAACAACAGAAGCAAAAAAAAGAAUCCUCUAUAAAACAUAACAAAAAAAAAACAGCAUCACAUUAAGUCAAAUGAAAUGGAAAUGCAAAAAUGGGAAAUAAACAGAAAAUCACAAAACCAGAAAACCAAACAAACCAACAACCGACAAAAACAAAAAAGAAAAAAAGAAACCAAAA